AUGUAUGAUGAUGAUUAUGACCAAAGGCACUCCAAAUAUUUGAGCUACAUUCCAUCCUCCAUGAAUGAGUCGCUUUCUGUUUUACCCUACACUCGAGAGAAUCUCCAAACCCCCUCAGAUCCAGAUAACCUUCAACAGUCACUGCCCAUCAGGACCAGUUCAAUAGACAGGGCUGGCGAAAAUGGCCACAAUCGCCAGCCCAUGGCGGAGAAAGGCUCGACCGAGCCAAUGAAUGGUGGACAACUUUCGUCGAUGCUGACGCGCUCCCCUUCAUCGAAGACCUCGAAAUCUAUCCCGCUCGAUGACAUAGACUAUGAAUCCAAUCCUGCUGCUGUGGCCCAGGAGCUUAACAAUCUUGCGGCACUAAGGAGGAUGUCAUUGGAUGUGGGAGCUGCUGAUCCAGACUUCCCUUCUUUCGGCGCUAAUUUCGGAGUGCCCCCGAUUCCGCCCUCCGCCCCGUCCGACAGCAAUGAUGCGUCGCAGUUAUUUUGGGUCCCUGCGCGCCUGCACCCUGGCUUAGCACCCAAGGAAUUUAAAAGCUUCCUCGAUGGCAAAGCAGAGCAGUUAAAACGAAGGUCUGGCGAGCUUUCCAUGACUGACUCAGGGCUACAAAUACAAGGCUCGACUGGGGGGCUACGAAGGAGGAAAUCCAUGUUAUCAAGACAGAUCGACACGUCAGGUUCCGGAAGUCAAAAUGAAGAGGGUGGGCUGGAUGCAGUAUCAGAAGAGCCUUCCACUGUACAAGGGAAUGGUAACGAUUUAAUGCUGGACGACAAACCCAUUCUGCCACCCGCACCGCCAGGUCACAGCUUACGAAGAUCGACGCGAACAACUUAUCGCAGAGGGAGUUUAAAGACAGGGGAGCGGAUCCCGUAUUCGAGACGGGCACCGCGGAACUCCAAUUCGGACGCUGAAGCCAUGCCCCAACGGUCACCACCUUCGUGUGAAGAUGACCUACCAAUUCUCAGGCUAACCAGGGUUUCAACUGACCCAGUGCAUGGACCUGGGGCAUCGGGUUAUUCACGGCCAGUUACCCGCACACAACCGGACACCUCUAGCACUGCCACUCACGGCUUCAGCGCGUUUGACUCGCUAAGAGAUGCUGCUUCAGAUCAUUCAAGCUCCGGCACCAGAUCGCUCUCCUCCUCGCAAUCACAGACUUGGUCAUCUCAGGUUGACCACAGUGGUCAACGAAUUUCAGAGACACCCACUGCAGGCCAGAAUGUACCUCAAAUUAUUGAAACUCAUCCGACCGACUCGAAAGAGUCGGCACCUACAUCGCCGCUCACCUCGACACAAAGUCAUAUUCCCGCUCGCAAAUCCUCGCACGAUCCACCUCCUUCACAACCUCCGCAGACACCGUUACUUCCAGAGCCAACAGGAAGUAGGAGCUCCAAACGGGCCGCAUUAAUCAAACAGCCCCGAGAAAGCUCUCAAACCGUAAAUGAAAUCGCCUCCCAUCAAACAGCACUGUCUGGAAAUACCACAAAAACGGAUACGCUAUCCUUCAUCCCAACACUAACGGAUCACUCCAAUAAAAGGUCAGACUCGAAGAAGUCUAAAGAUAAAAAGGAUGGAGAGGGCAGCCGAAAAUCAAGUUGGACAUGGCUUCGCGGCUCUGAGGAGAAGGAUAAGGAGAAGAAAAAGGAGGAAGAGUCUAAGAAAUCCAAAAGCAGAUUACCCAAAAUAACCGAAAAAGCACACGACAAUACUCGCCUAGAUGUUCUGCAAACUUCCAUUGACGGAGCACAGAAAGGCCGGGAAAGUGUUAUUAUCGACCGUGCAGAAAUUAAGCUUGAAGAAGAACGCCGUAAGGACCACGCAAAGAAAUCUUUGGGCAUUGAACAGAAGAAGGAGAAGGAAACAAGCCUAUUCUCAUCCUUUUUUGGGGGCAAGAAAAAGGGGCAUCAUGAUAGCGGUCACAGAAAGCAUUCGGGAAGGAAUUAUUCACCAGAGACACUGCCUCGUGAGCUGAAGCCAGAUAUCGACUACCACUGGACCAGGUUUCCUAUCGCUAAAGAAAGAGAAAUCUACCGUGACGCUCAUUGGAAGCUUGCAAAUCCGAAGCGCCCACUACAUUCUCAAGUUCUCUUGAGCAAUUUCAUGUAUUCAUAUCUCGCCAAAGUACAGCAGAUGCACCCUACCUUAAGUCUGGGGCCCUCUGCUUUGCAAACCCAGCAGCGUAAAUUGGAACCGACCCAGUCUGAGGACCAUUCGCAAUAUCAGAGAUAUCAACAGGGCCGCGAACAUGACCGCUACAACAAAGGCAAUUACUAUAACGAUUCCCAAUUGUAUGACUAUGAUGGCGAUGACCGAGAUGACCACCAAUGGUCACUGUCUGGGGGACAUUGCCACUCCCAAAAUGGCUCUAUUUACGGACCAGGUCACCAACCACCGCAGUACGCGUCGCAUUCCUCGUUUGGUGAUGAUCCACAACUUGACGACGACGACGAUAUGUGGUAA
Paracoccidioides brasiliensis Pb18 is the source of this 2463-nucleotide messenger RNA. RefSeq lists its product as uncharacterized. The coding region runs from base 1 to 2463 and encodes 820 amino acids. The record is from RefSeq and is a predicted model, not a curated record. Gene Ontology annotation, cellular component: cell septum; cytoplasm. The transcript is spliced from 2 exons. Gene Ontology annotation, biological process: establishment of cell polarity; positive regulation of G2/M transition of mitotic cell cycle.